Messenger RNA from Trypanosoma conorhini, 2625 nucleotides. Its product is annotated as tetratricopeptide repeat domain 27. Bases 1 to 2625 code for a protein of 874 amino acids. The record is from RefSeq and is a predicted model, not a curated record. NCBI's taxonomy places the organism in Eukaryota, Euglenozoa, Kinetoplastea, Trypanosomatida, Trypanosomatidae. Gene Ontology annotation, molecular function: protein binding. The transcript has a single exon.
AUGGGGGAGAGCAUUCCCGCGCUGCUGCUCCGUCUGCCGAGUGUUGGCAUUGACGAGAGGCACGUGCGGGAUGGCCGCGUCACGAUGUCCAUCGAGGACGCGUCCACGGCGGCGAGCGCCUACUUCCAGCUUGUGGAGGACUAUUUGCAGCAGGAACAGGCGUUGGACAUUGAAAAGGACAUUGCUCCGGCUGUAGACUUCGCGCUUCGCCUCUUCAAUGCGGAAAACUUCAGUGGGGAGUUGGUGCCCGCAGAGCGGGAGGAGUUAUCGGCGGUGCUGCAGCGUUUCACCAUGGCGGAUGCGCUGCUUGAGCGCUGCGUGCAGCGGCUGCUUGUGAGUGAUGGGGAAAUGCCACACCCGUGUCUGCGUCUGAGUGCACUGCUGCUGUGCGCCCUAGCCAUUGUCUGCAGCAAGGCGCCGGGUGGUGGGCGACCGCUCGUGCCGUAUCAUUCCGUUUGGCGGCUGCGAGUUCACAUGCGUCACCAACUCGUUCUGCAGCAUCGGGCGCAUUCCGUCUUUCUUCACCUUUCCGCCUGCGUGGACGCCGCCCUGGGGCUGCCGGAGGCCGAGCUCAGUGUUGAGCACCUCCUCGAAGUGGGCCAUGUGCACAAUUAUUACCACCGACGUGACACCGCCGCCGAAACGUUCUGGCGGGCCGUUCGCAAGAGCGGUCUCACCAUCUCCGAGAGCGCCAUGCUGGGCGUGCGCACCCGAUGGCAGCAGCAGCAGCUUGUGCAGAUGGUGAUGAACGCGCAGAGUGCGCUGCCGUUCACCCCGCGACCCGUUACCGAUGCGCCGCGGGUGGUGAUGGGAGAGGAGGACGGCCAUGACCUUCUUGACCGCCCGCGCGAGUCCGUAGAAACGCCGGCGCCCCCGCUGCAGCCACUGCACCCGCUAGACAAGGCCCUCAUCCUCGCCCUCUGCCUUGACCUUCGCAACACCAACCCCUAUCAUGGGCUGACGCAGCAUCACAUGCAGACGUACGUGGAGCGACUAAUUGUGGACCCCGCUCCUGCACCGUUCAUGAUUCAGUGUCAGACGCUCCUUCUGCGCAGCCGAUUGGAGCGUCGACGCAAUCGGGUGCAGGAACGGGCCUUUAUGCAGCUGACGGAGUUGGUGGAUCAAUUCACCGCGGCACGCGACCCCACACGCAAGACAUUUCACCGCACGGAAAGCGACUACUUUUAUAGUGUGGCAUACCCAUCUAUUUGGCAGCUAAAAAGCGAAUAUGCUGACUUCUGCUACGAAGAGAGCCUCUUUAAGACGGCCCUUGACGCCUAUGAGCAGGUGUUGGACUGGGAAAAUAUUAUAAAGUGCUGCAAGGCACUGGACAAGCGAAAACGGGCGGAGUCUCUCGCACGUGAGCUACUUGAGACUGAUCCAUGCAACCCUUUGCUGUGGGUGGCGCUCGGAGAGGCGACACGCGAGGUCUCGCACCUCUGGAAGGCGUGGGAGUUGUCGAACCACCGAUCCGCGGCCCCGAUGCGGGCCCUGGCGAGGCUGGCGCUCGAGCGUGAGGAGUACAGUAAGGUGGUGGAGUACUUUGAUGAGGCCGUGCGGCUGAAUCCCGUGUUUGGCGGGGACUGGUUUUCGCUCGGCUACGCCGCGAUGCGGCUCGAGCAGUGGGAUCGCAGCGGGGAGGCCUUCACGCGCGUCUGCCAGAUUCAGCCAAAUGACGCGUACGCGUGGAACAAUCUUGCCUCGGUGCUGCUGCGCGACGGGAGGCUUCGGCCGGCGUUUAACGCCAUGAGUCAGGCGCUGCGCAACAACCGUCGUGACUGGCGCAUGUGGCAAAACUACUUCUCCAUUGGCUGUGAGCUGAAGGAGGUGACAGAGACGACGAAUGCGCUGAACGUCCUGCUGGAGAUUGCGAAACGCAACACGCGCCUGGAGCGGGAAUCGCUGAACCGCUUUGUAGACAACGCCAUUGCGUACAUGGAGGGACGCAUCCCCGCCAGCUCUAGGGAUCACGUGGAGGCGGCGGAGGUCUCUCACGCCUCCGUCGCCCUGGUGGACGAUGACGGUGCUGCGGAGGCCGAGCAGCACGUGUGUGACCUCGUUCCGCUGGGAAGCGAACUCGACAUGCCCGAGGCGUUUUUGGGGUCCGGCAACUCGGCAGCAGCAGCUGCGGAGGCGGAGCGGGUGCACGCGGGCAUUGUGGACCGCUACAAGCAGCGCAUGCGAGACACGUUUAAGCGCAUCACCGACCUCUUUGUAACAGACCCGGAUAUCUACGCCUGUGGGGCGAAACUGCUGCGCUACAUGGACGGCCCCUUGAGGGCGUACGAGAUGCGCCUGAAGGAGCUGCGCUGCUGUCAGCAGAAGGAUCAGUGGGAGCGGGAUGAAACCCGCUUUGCUCGCACCUGCGAGUGUCUUCACGAACUGGCUGCUGACGCCCUCGCGGCGGCGGCGAUUGCCCCCACCACGGGAUCCGAGGACCGGGAGGAUGUGCAGCGCGGGGCGGUGGCGGCGUUGGAUGACACGCUGAGCAACACAAUGGCCGUCAUUGAGGCGGCGCAGGACUACAUGCGCGAGUCCGCGGACUACGACAAGCUGCGGUCGGUGCUGCUACCACAGCUACGCAGCGGCCUGCAGAAGGCAAAGUCGGCGUUUAACUCAGGCUAA